Molecule: messenger RNA, 1130 nt
Organism: Micromonas pusilla CCMP1545
Lineage: Eukaryota; Viridiplantae; Chlorophyta; Mamiellophyceae; Mamiellales; Mamiellaceae
Exons: 2
Coding region: 1-1020 (339 amino acids)
Biological process (GO): hydrogen peroxide catabolic process; cellular response to oxidative stress; response to reactive oxygen species
Molecular function (GO): peroxidase activity; heme binding
Source: RefSeq, a predicted model, not a curated record
AUGGACCGCGCGAACGCGCGCGUCGCGGCGACGACCGCGCACAUCACGCGCGCGCCCACCUCCGCGUACAUGGAGGACGUGGUCAACCAGACGCCCUACCGCGCGGCGCUCCGCGCGUGCCGCGACGAUCUGUGGAAGUUCAUCGACGAGACGAACGCGAAUCCGAUCUUCGUGCGGCUCGCGUGGCACGACGCGGGGACGUUCGACUAUCACGUCCGAUCGUGGCCAAAGUGCGGCGGCGCGAACGGAAGCAUCCGCUUCGAGGAGGAGAUGAGCCACGGCGCGAACGCGGGGUUAUCGAAAGCGCUCAAGUACCUCGAGCCAUUCAAGGCUAAACACCCGCUGCUGUCCUACGCGGACGUCAUACAGCUGGCGGGCGCGACCGCGAUCGAGCACGCGGGGGGACCGAAGAUCAAGAUGCGGUACGGCCGCGUCGACGUGGAGACUCCGGAGGAGUGCGCGAGGGAAGGGAACCUCCCGGGCGCGGAGCCGCCGUUCGGAGACGGAUCCCCCGACGCGGCGACGCACCUCAGAAACGUCUUCGGACGCAUGGGGUUCUCCGACCGCGAGAUCGUCGCGCUCUCCGGCGCGCACACGAUCGGCCGCGCGUUCAAGGAGCGCAGCGGCGUCACGGAGAACGGGUACGGCGCGAAGAACGGCACGAAGUUCACCGGCUGCCCCGCGGGGCACGGCGGCGGCGGAGGGACGUGCCCUUUCAGCGCGCGGCACGACGGCGACGCGGACAAGGGCGUCGGCAUGGAGGGCGGUCGGUCUUGGACGAAGCACUGGCUGAAGUUCGACAACUCGUACUUCAAGAGGGAGCACGACGAAGACCCGGCGAACUUGCUGUGGAUGUCCACGGACAAGGCGUUGCACGUGGACGACGAGUUCAGGAAGGUGUUUGAAGAGUACGCGGAGUCGCAGGAGGCGUUCUUCGCGGAUUUCGCGGCGGCGUACAAAAAACUGAGCGAGUGCGGCGCGCGGUGGAAGCCCGUGGACGGGAUCGUGUACGAGUGGUGACGUGGGAUAUGACGCCAUGACAUGUGAUCCACGUGAUCGUGAUCGUGAUCGAUCGCGCGAGGUCGAGACCUAGCGUGUUUCCUAUUCUUAUAUUCGAUUCGAUUCGUUCC